Messenger RNA from Oncorhynchus gorbuscha (pink salmon), 3145 nucleotides. RefSeq names its product zinc finger and BTB domain-containing protein 41-like. Gene Ontology annotation, biological process: regulation of transcription by RNA polymerase II. NCBI's taxonomy places the organism in Eukaryota, Metazoa, Chordata, Actinopteri, Salmoniformes, Salmonidae. The coding region runs from base 376 to 2481 and encodes 701 amino acids. The record is from RefSeq and is a predicted model, not a curated record. The transcript has 8 exons. Gene Ontology annotation, cellular component: transcription regulator complex; PcG protein complex; nucleus. Gene Ontology annotation, molecular function: DNA-binding transcription factor activity, RNA polymerase II-specific; RNA polymerase II cis-regulatory region sequence-specific DNA binding.
GUGAUAUUGUAUUUAAUUAUGUAUUCCGAUAGGGGGAAUGGUUUAAUUUUGUAGUUCAAUUUUAGAUUUUCUCCAUCUCUGGUCCACAGUCCAGUAGGUGGCGGUAAUGCAUCACUAAAGCUGGUUGUCAAACGCGAUUUACAAACCACCGAAGAAGAAGUGUAAACAGAAGUGACCAAGAACAAUUUCCACUUUAGAGUUUUUGUUGUUAUUUAGACGUUUAUUAACAGCGUGGAAAUCUACAUUUGACUAAUUUAACUGCUUAGCAUCACAUCCUUACCCCAGGUAGUUUUUAAUUGGCGUUUAGGACAGGACUUGGUUGAUAGAUUUGUUAUUUAGGUGACUAACGUUAGCUAGCUGCUAACGUUAGCUAACAUGGCUAACUGUAUGGUUUUUCACACUCAAAUCGCCUCCAUUAUGGAGGUGUUAGCGAAUGCAGCCGUGGCAGAGGUCUGCAAACUCGUAGACGACGACUAUGCCGUGUUUCGUUUAGAAAUAACUCAAAGCCAGAAAGAAAACAGGACAUUGAGGAGGAAACUACAGCUACUGGAACUGAAGGUGGCACGGGAGCGCGCAGAGAGGACAACGCGAGAGCGCGUCCUCACCAGUCGUCCCAGUAGUGUCAAGAUCCUCGACCGAUACAGAGGAAUGGCAAGAGGACAACUCACUGGAGGCCACAGGAGCUUUGUGAAGCCAGCGGGACACAAUGCGUGGAGAGAUGACCAACCUAUAGCUAUAGGUGAGGGGAGUGGAACCUCAACCCAGCAUGUUAUCGUGAUAGAGCCUGCAUAUGCAGAGGCUGCAGGUCCUGGGGUCAAGCAGGAGAGGUCUGAAGGAGAGGAGGCCCCACAGCACAGCAGAGAUAUCCAGACUGGAGCAGCGGCUGGAGCAGCGCCCCCUGUAGUUAGGAAAGACCUCGCCGCCACACCCCAGGCCAGUACCAGACACAGCAUCACAGAGGAGGAGGAGGGUCCAGAGAUGCUGCUGGUGAAGGACGAGGGGUGUGAGGAGGGUCUGGGGAACCCUGAGGGGACCAUGGUCAUGGAGGGCAACCAGACUACACCGCCUCCUGAACCCACAGAGGAACCAGCUGAGCAGCACAGGACCACACACAGUCUCACUGAGUCAGUAGACAUGGAGGAUGGGAAGCCUGAUCUUCUGCUGGUCAAAGAGGAGACAAUAGAAGAUGGACCAGAGAGCAUUGAUCUGCUGAGUGGACUAAAGAUGGGGGAGCAAGGUGGUUGGCUGGGGGCUAAAAGAGGAGAUUGGGUGGACAUCUUGGAUUCCCAGACUGGUGCAGCCAAUGGCCCAGGGGACGACAUCACUGAGCAGGCCAGGACCAGAGGCGACAUAGUGGAGUCAGUAGACAUGGAGGAUGGGAAGCCUGACCUGCUGCUGGUCAAAGAGGAGACAAUAGAAGAUGGACCAGAGAGUAUUAAUCUGCUGAGUGGACUAAAGAUGGGGGAGCAAGGUGGUUGGCUGGAGGAUAACAGAGGAGACUGGGCAGCCAUCUUGGAUUCCCAGACCCAGAAGGGUGCAGCCAAUGGCCAAGCGGAGGUCAGUGGAUGGGACAGCGUCCUCAUCUCUGGGCUGGGGAUCAACACUGUUAACCACAACCAGAAACAGACAGUCAAAAACAAAACAACAUCCAAACUUAGUCUCCAUGACAACAGACUUGCUGAGACCAGGACGAGGUUUAGAUUUGGUCUGCGGGGACGGGGAGGUGUCCGUAUGCAGAGGGAGAGAACAGACACAGACUCUGCUAGCGAUGCUCCAUCCUGCUCCUAUAGUUGUGAUUCAGAGAGACUGAUGGCGUCUCAGAUUAACCCCCUAACAGGUGCUGCCUUCAGCCUGCCUUCUAUAGGAUCUAUCAACUGGAACAUGGACCCUGGUAGAACACAGACACUCCCUGGCCUUCAUCAUCCUCACAUUCCCCUAAUGUUAAAUCAGACCUCAGACAAUGCCAGUGCCUCAACACUAAAUGGAUACACAAGCCCGGUGACAAUUGACAGUAGUAGUAGUAACGCUAUCAGUAGAUCCAGUGGCGAAGAGAAGCGCUUCCCAUGUUUAUUCUGUGGGAAAGCCUUCAGUUUCCCCAAACAGGUGGAGAUCCACCAGAGGAUGCACACGGGUGAGAAACCCUUCAGCUGCCACCUUUGCCAGGCCAGUUUUUCACACUCAUCCAGUCUGAAGAGGCACCAGAGGAUGCACACCGGGGAGAAACCAUUUGGCUGCCACCUGUGCCGGGCCAGUUUUUCCCACUCAUUCAACCUGAAGAGGCACCAAAGGGUACACACAGGGGAGAAACCUUACAGCUGCCCUCAGUGUGAGAAGAGGUUCUCCCACCAGCACCGGCUGAAGAUGCACCUGAAGGUCCACACAGGAGAGAGUCCGUUUGCCUGUACGCAGUGCGGGAAGAGGUUCUCAGAGAGGAGCUGCCUCAUGAUACACCAGCAGAAAAUGCACACGGCCCAUGUAUAGAGUAUAGUGACAUCACCAUCUAACUGAGCAGCAGCACUUAGGGAGUGCUAUUCAUACAAUUGUAUUAUUUUUGUUCAAUUAUUUUGUAUUUUGUUUAAAUGUAGUGCUGUGUUCUCCACAUCUGGAGAUAUUAGUAGAUGUUUUUCCUUUGAGAACAUUGUUUGAUUUUGAGAUUUUGAGAGAGAUGAUCAACCUGGCUCUAAAGGCUAGCUAGUCUACUAAGUCGUCUUGAUCAUCUGUUAAGAAGCAAUAAGGGCAGGAUUGAGGGACUAGUGCAUCAGGACAACGAGAAGAACGAUGAGGAGAAAUAGAGGAUAAAUCCAACAGAAAAAAGGAAUUGAUUGGAGGAUUUCUGGAGGAUUUCUAAAGGAAAGACGGUACAAGGCAUUGGAAAGUCAACAAACAAACAAAAAAACACACAAAGGAGAGGUAGGAUAUCAUAGAUAUCCCUAAAACACUUCAGUGAGCAGGCCUUUCUAAUCGAUCUGGCCCGGGUAUCCUGGAAGGAUUGCUCUUUAAAAUGCUUUCCUCACGAUCAUGCCCCAUUCAGAAAAUGUAGAACUAAGAACAGAUAUAGCCCUUGGUUCACCCCAUACUUGACUGCCCUUGACCAGCACAAAAACAUCCUAAGGCGUACUGCAUUAGCAUCGAAUAGCCCCCGCGA